Molecule: messenger RNA, 2225 nt
Organism: Anneissia japonica
Lineage: Eukaryota; Metazoa; Echinodermata; Crinoidea; Comatulida; Comatulidae
Product: U5 small nuclear ribonucleoprotein 40 kDa protein-like
Exons: 9
Coding region: 83-1120 (345 amino acids)
Cellular component (GO): catalytic step 2 spliceosome
Molecular function (GO): RNA binding; protein binding
Source: RefSeq, a predicted model, not a curated record
CUGCACACGCUGGCGUCGAGUUUAAGAGAGACUUUCGAUCGCCGAUGCUUGUCGUUGUAUCGUAGUAGUUUGAGAAGAAACGAUGGACAUAAAAAGAAAGGCUGCUGAAAUGGCUUUGAUGCCAACAAAAAGAAGAAAAAACGAACUUGUUGCUGCCACUGAUCAGCAUAGACAGUUAAUGGAAUCGGGUCCACCAAGGACAUCAAGUAUGUUAGCUCCAAUCAUGUUACUCACUGGACACGAAGGAGAGGUUUACACUGGAAAAUUUCAUCCUGAUGGUCAGAGUAUGGCCACCGCUGGGUUUGACAGACUAAUCUAUAUGUGGAAUGUUUAUGGAGAAUGUGACAACUAUGCAGUAUUGAAGGGUCAUCAAGGGGCAAUUAUGGAUCUACAGUACAACACAGAUGGAAGUAAUAUUCUCACAGCUUCAACAGACAAAACCAUUGCAUUAUGGGACAGUGAAACAGGUGCCAGAAUCAAGAGGUUAAAAGGUCACACAGCAUUUGUCAAUUCCUGCUACCCAGCCAGAAGAGGACCCCAGAUGAUAGUUAGUGGGGGCGAUGAUGGUACAAUAAGGUUAUGGGACAGUCGUAGGAAGGGAACUAUUCAAACAUUCCAGAAUACAUACCAAGUGUUGUCCGUCACAUUUAAUGACACGAGUGAUCAGAUUAUCUCAGGCGGUAUAGACAACGUACUUAAGGUAUGGGAUAUCAGGAAGAAUGAUCUAGUUUAUAAGUUGUCUGGCCACACGGACACAGUCACAAGUACAGUAUUGAGUCCUGAUGGAUCAUACGUUCUUUCAAAUUCCAUGGAUUGCACCGUGCGUAUUUGGGAUAUCAGACCAUAUGCACCAAACGAAAGGUGUGUAAAGAUCUUCCAGGGAGCACAACACAACUUUGAAAAGAAUUUACUUCGCUGUGCUUGGGCACCUGAUGGUAGCAAAGUUGCAGCUGGGUCCUCUGAUCGAUUUGUAUAUAUUUGGGAUACAACAACGCGAAGGAUCUUGUACAAACUACCAGGUCAUUCUGGAUCAGUUAAUGAUGUUCAUUUCCAUCCACAUGAGCCAAUCUUACUUUCGUGUUCCAGUGACAAAUCAAUUUUCCUUGGUGAGAUCAUGUGAUCGUCUUGUAGUCCCAGCAAUCGUACACUCCCAAUGGUAACAACAGGGCAACACUUGUAUCAUGUGUCAAGAGGCAAAUGCUCGUGGUUGUCAUUAAUAAGGAGUCGGUUUAGGUGGUGCCACUCAGUUGUCGUCAGGCAAAUAUUACAACAUUUUAAGUCAACAUCGUUUUUGCCUCUGAACAGUUGCAAGAUGAAGAAAGUGUUCAUUAUUCUAAAUAUGACAAAAUGUCUAAUUCAAUCUAAAUUUUUCAUCAAGUCAUUGAUGACACCAGUAUGUGUGGGGUGGAGGUCAAAGGGAAGUUUCUUUCCAUCAUCAAACUUACACACGAUCAGUCGUCAGGCUGAAAAUAUUAAUUUACCGAUCAAAACAAAUUAUUGUGAUCGCAGAACUUAUGAUUGUUGUCUAAAGGCAACUUUUGACCACACCCAACAGGUAAAGUAUUUUAUUUAGGACUUUGGCGAAAACUAUAUACGACCUUGGAGUUGCUGGAAGCCUGUCAGCAAAUUUCUGGAGCCUCCUUGGUGUUGCAGUUUGGCCUUUGAUGGUCACCCAUAGUGUAGCUCCUGAUACUGGUAUUUAUGGGUUGAUACUGUAAAAUAUGUGUAUAGAACGUCACAGCUGGAAAUCACUCAUGCUGAAAAUAGAAUUCAAAGAAAAGUGUGGAACUUGACUUUUUUUUUCUCUUUACAUACAAUUUUACAAGUAUUUGUAAUAAAUACUAUUAAUGUUUUAAGACUUUUAUAGUUUGCUCAUUCCCUGCAUAUUUAUAAGCUGCAAUGAGUAAUGAUGCCCAUAUAUAGUCAUGAUGUGCCUAUGUAUGGUCAUGAUGUGAUGUCAUCAUGACCAUAUUUUGGCAUAUUACAUAUUUUUUGUCAAAUCAAAUUUGAUAGUUGGCAACCCUUGAUUGCUAGUAUGUUGGCUAGCUAGUUUAUACAAAUCAUGACAUUUAUUGUUCCUGUGUGUUUGUGAUGCACCGGGUAAACUAUAUUGCGUCAACAGCACUGCGUGUGAGGGUGUCAGCAUGCAGUAAUCGGAACUUGGAAAUAGAGGUAACAUGCAAGAUAUACUUUAUUGCGUUUUGAAUAAAACAUUGUUUCUAAUA